AUGUCGACUAAGGACGACCCUAGAGACGCUGCUCUUGCUACAAAAUUCACUCUGCCUCCGACAUGGUAUAGAGAAAGUGAGGGUCUUGGAACGUCUGGCAUGUUCCUCUCUGGCUUAAUCAUGGUGACGCGGAACAGGUACCUUGCCUGGCCUUCAGUUCUGUUCGGCCUGAACCAGUACUUCAACCAACAUCCCAUGCGCGCCAAGGAGGGAACUGGUGGUCUGUCCAAUCUUCUUCUAUGUAUCAGCGCCUUGGUUGCUUCCUACAUGCCCCUCUUUGUCAUCAACACACCC
Messenger RNA from Desarmillaria tabescens, 294 nucleotides. RefSeq lists its product as uncharacterized. The transcript has 4 exons. The record is from RefSeq and is a predicted model, not a curated record. Lineage: Eukaryota; Fungi; Basidiomycota; Agaricomycetes; Agaricales; Physalacriaceae. The annotation marks the transcript as partial.